UUGAAAGUUAGCGACAUCUUUAUGUCAAAAUUUACCGCAGUUCAAAAUCAUGUUUACCAAAUGUAAUAUUUUUGUUUAGAAUUGUACGUAUUUAAAAAUUUAUAUUUUAAGUAUUACAUUGAAAAUAUGAAUUACUUUUUAACUUUAUGUUUGAAACAUUUAUUAUAGGUUUUAUGUGAUCAUGGCUUUCUAUAUUUUAGAUAAUGACAUUCGUGUUACAUGUCAAAACGCUCACGUGCGUAGUUUACUUUGUUACGAAAACAAAGUGAAUGAUGUGAAGGAACUUUGUCCCAAGUGUACAGAAUGACUGACAUUGGUGCCUGCAGCUUCCAGUGUUCUUAAGAAUUUUGACCUCAGUCCUGGGCACCUUUAUCAGUGCCACCAUUGGCAGAAGAUUAUAGCUGUCGAGAAGCUGAAGAUACGUCACAGCUAAGAAUAUGACUGCACAAUGGAGACCAGGGCGCCUCAAACAACAUCAGAUGACGCGGUGCCAGCCCGGCAGUUGCGCCCAAGGAGGAGCUUGCAGCGGUCAGACGCAGUCUGCCCCGUGUGCCGUCGCCACGUGUCGCCGUCCACCGGCCACAGGAUGCAGACGCGCAGGCAGCACUCGCAGUGCACCUGCGAGGCGUCUGCCGCGGCGGCCGGCGGCGGCGUAGCAAAAGGCCCCCGCACUUUGACCGGCCGGGGAGCCGAGUCAGUGCGGAAGAGACGGCCACCGAGGGGGAGGGGGAGGGGCCCACCCGCGUCCAGGGCGAGGUCGCGGCACAAGGCCCUGCCCGUGGUGCGGGCCCGGCCUCGGUCGCCGGGCGGGGGCGACGACGUCCCGGGGAAAGAAAGGAAACCCUCGCUGCCGCCGGUCGAGUCGGGCAGUGACAAGCCCGGUGUUUCGGGGAGUUCGGCCUCCGUCUCCGUUUCAGGAGAGGAGAGUGCCGACAGGAAGCCUCUAAGCGUAGAUUUAUUUAUUGCCAGUAGUUUAUCUAGAUUGAGGGGCAGGCCGACUUUGCCGGCUUCGCAAGCUCCCCGGGGGAGAUCGGCGAAGGAGAUGAAGCCGGUGGAGCCGGCGGUGAGCGUGGAACCCCCUUCGUACCUGGACAGCAGCUCCAGCUCAAAGUCGUCCACGCCGAGAGACGAGCCGUUGCGAGACACUCCCGGCAGGCAGGAGGCGAGGGGCGUGGUGGUGCAGACGAGGGCCAAGCAGGGAAGCAGUGCGAGGGGCACUGCGGGGCUGUACAGCUGGAGCAGCAGUAGCAGUAGCAGCAGCGGCAUCACCAGUGCUGUUUGCAUCAGCCUGAGGAGCGGUCACGUCAUGCGCGACGAGCCCAGAGCCGGGUCUGGGGACAUGUACAGCAACCCCGUGCCGAGCACUUCUGGCCUGGGCGCCAGAAGGACUCAGUUCGCUGGAGGGGACGACCCCACGCCGCAGGCGAGCGCUCGGCACGGCCCGUGGAGUGGCCGGUCGAUGGACGAAGGCCAGAAAAGAAUGUCUUCUUACUACAAAGCUAAGAAACAUUCCAAAGACGAAGAGAGCCGGCGAAGAAAGUUUGUCGAAAGUGCCGUAAGUUCUAGUCAUACUGAAAUUGUUCGGACGCCAGAAAUCGCUUUAGCCAUUAGAAAGACUAAAAUUAAACACGUUUGCCCAGUGUGUUCAAAAGCUUUUGGUAGCCCGGGCAAGCUUCGGCAGCACAUGUACUCGCAUACCGGAGAGAGGCCCUUCCAGUGCUCCCAGUGUCCCAAGUCAUUCUCCUCCAAGUUCAAACUGGUGCGUCACGUCCUGAUCCAUUCCGACGAGAGGAAAUUCCACUGCACGAUUUGCGACCGAACAUUUCACCGAAAAGAUCAUUUGAAGAACCACGUAAAGGUUCACAGCCCCGUGAAAAGGACAUUCCGUUGCGAGAAAGAAGGAUGUGGAAAGGAGUACAGUUCGUUCUUGAGUUUCCGAAAACAUCUUGCAGUCCAUGCGGCCGAAGAAGGGAAUUUAGAGUGUAAGAUGUGCGGGAAGACUUUUGCGACAAAAGAAGAAAUCGUGUAUCAUUUGAAGGUCCACGCCGGUUCGAGGACCGUAAAAAAUCCAUCUGACAAAAAGUACCUUUGCGAUCAUUGCGAUCGGAAAUUUUUCACACGGAAAGACGUACGCAGGCAUUUGGUCGUGCAUACGGGCAAGCGAGAUUUCCUUUGCCAGUUCUGUCCCCAGCGGUUUGGUCGCAAAGACCACUUGGUGCGUCACAUCAAGAAAAGUCACCACGGUGGUUCUGUUCCUAAAGGAAAAAUGAAGAAAGUGCGCACGAGUGCAGCGGUGACCACCGCGCCACCUACAAGCGGAGCCGCUGCUUUGAGAAGAAUGCUGUCCGCAUCCAAGCCGUCCACGUCGAGGGAUUCUUACCCGGAGAUCCACCUUCUCGACCCGACGCCUUCCACCAGCACUUCGGACGAUCUGCUCUUAGGGUACAGUCAGCCUGUGGAAGCAAGCGAACUAGUUCCUAUCCGGCCGAUCCCUUCGUACGUGAAGGACGAAGAAAGCAAGGAGUUUCUGAUGGCCGGUGCCAGGUCGUUCCCGGAGGACUCUCUGGGGCUGGGGCGGAUCCUGGAGGAGGAGGGCCACUUCGUGAGCAGCGAGGGAGGGGAGGAGGUGAAGAUGGAGCCGGGAGCCGAGGAGGAGCUGCAGCAGGGCCGGGGCGGGCAGCUGGUGCCGGGCUUCAUGUACGUCGCUCCCCCGCCCCCGUACCCGGGGGGCCUGCGCCAGGACUUCAAGCUGUUCGAGCCGUCGGAGGAGCCCAAGAUGCAGGGGCACUUCUCGCAGCACGGGCGGCUGUCGCCCGGCGACGGCGUGGACAUCAACCAGCUCCUGGGGCUGCUGCCAGGUGCGUCGCCCGACGAGGGCCAGGCGUCCCACCUGAGGGCCGAGGAGGACCUGCAGGGCAUGCUGCAGGGGUCGGUGGAGGGGAGCCUUCUGGGGCCCGGCUCGAGUCUCUCGUCCCAGCUGCUGCAGCUGAUGGGCUCGUCCGGAGCUCCCGAGGAGGCGGCCCUCCCCCACGUCCUGAGCCCGGAGGAGCAGCAAGAGGGACAGCCAGAGUCCACGCCGCUACCUCGUUUCAAUCAAGCCUUUCCACAGUAGUGCGUCCGCGUCGAUCUUGCCAUCGGUUCUGUACGGGGACGCACCGCAACGCCGAAAUACCACAACCCCGAACGUACAAUAACGCUGAAUGCCAAAUUGACUGCAACGCCGACAGCUAGAAAACUGCCGUGUACCACAACGCCGAAUUACCACAACGCCGAAAUACAUUAACGCCGAAAAAUGUCAUUGCAGGACUGCCACAAAGGUUAGGUUAGGCUAGGUUAGGCUAGCCUAGGUUAGGUUAGGUACACAAAUUCAUUCAGUUGUUUUUCAUUUUGCUCCUGUGCCCCCCCCCCCCCCCCCCUCCCCGCAACAACAUUUUUCAGCGUUACUGUAUUUUGGCGUUGUGGUACACAGCAGUUUUCCAGCUGUCUGCGUUGCGGUCAAUUUGGCAUUCGGCGUUAUGGUAUUUGGCGUUAUUGUACAUUCGGUGUUGUGGUAUUUCGGCGUUGUGGUAACGACCCGUUUUGUACCGUGCAAAAGUUAUUGAUUUCUUCUGCAGUCUUUUUUGCAUCCUGUGUGGUUUUGUCUGUUAUGUCAUUACAUUGGAAAAUUACGGUUGUUUCAUGUUUUCAUCCGUCGUUCUGUUGAGAGGAGUCUCUCACUCCACGAGUUUGUUGCAGAUAAAUGUCAUAGCAAUUUUACGUAGAAACUUGAUAAAUUUUAACUUUGUUGAUUGGGAAGGUACUUACAGUGUAAAUUGAAUACCUUUUAACCUCCCUCGCUGAAAUUUAGGAAUACAUGCUAUCAAACAUUAGAAUUUGGCGAACACAAGACUUUGUAUCACAUGUUAUUCGAAACCAAUUUUCUACUGGAAACUAUUUACCGUUCCGUUUAUUUAGAAGUGUUCUGAUAUUUAGUUACACCCUUACAAUAAUAUUGUGAUUUUAGUGAUAAAUAACCUUUUUUUAAAUUAAGAGUUUUGUGAGGAUGUACAGUGGCACUUAUUUAUGAUUUUUGUUUUGUUUUCGGUCUCUUCUAUGCCAAUGUAUAUUGUUUUUUUUAACACAGUUUUAUAAUGUGCUAUGUAACUGUAGAAGUACUAAAACAAAUGCUUAUAUUUUAAAGUAGUAAUACAUUGGUACCAAAAUUUUUUAGAAAUUAAGGUAACUACAUGUUAUAAAUAAAGUGGCAUUAGAAUGAAAAUGAUCACUUAUAGCUAGUGACGCUAGUAAAAGGAAAUAAAAUUGACUUAAAGCUGUGUUAAAAUGAGGUAAAGCGGUGCAAAAUUCUGGUAUUAAAACAUAAAAGUGAUACAAGAACAAAGGUGUAAAAAAUUAUCAGUUAUAAAAUUAGUACAAAUUUUAGAUUAUCUUAUCUCUCUUUAAAAAUAUUUUUUUUCCAUAGCCUAUUCAUUAAAACUUUGGAAUAAUUUUUUUUUGUAAAAAUUUUUAAUUUUAGGAAUUUAUCACAAAAUUCCUUCUUGUGAUAAUUUCUAUAACUUUCAUCAUAUAAUUCAACUAAAAGAAUUAAAUAAUUCAGUGUUAAACAAUGCAGACACAUGGUAGGUUCUAAAUAAUGUUUACUAAUGCCCUUCAUUAACAGUGUGUUCAGUUCUAGAUGUUAUAUAAACAACUAAAUUAUAAAUAAAAUGGGACAUAGAAAAACGUCGAAAAAACACAUUCUAAGGUGUGGUUUCGUACCAAUUCUUGGCUUGAAAUAUAAAAUCACUAAACACAAAGUCUACACAGAAAAGAAAAUAGGUUAAUUCUAUAUUAUUUUCACACUCGUUUGAAUGUUUCCCAUGAAACAAAAUUUUUCUUUCCUUGAAAAAGAUCAAUUUUAAGUGUGUCACAUAAUUAAUAAAAAAUUACAUAAAACCAUUUAAAAAUUCAUAAUGUUUAGUAGCUAUCUUGUAAACAACACCAUCCCAUUCAAACAUAUGAAAAUACAAGCUGUAUAACUUCGUAUUGUACGUACAGCACAAAGAGCAAAUUAUCACAGGUGUGCCGUUCAUUAAUACUUUUGGCGUUGUAGUAAACAAAUACUACAGUCAAGAUACGAAAUUUCUUUGUUAUGGAAACUUGCUUCAUGUGUUACAAUGUCUAUGACACACUGCGUUAUGUUUUCAGAAAUAACGUAGAUCAAAUCGUGUCAAUAGCCUGAAUUAAAAAAAUAUAUAUAUAUAUAUAUAUAUAUAUAUAUAUAUAUAUA
Molecule: messenger RNA, 5266 nt
Organism: Bacillus rossius redtenbacheri
Lineage: Eukaryota; Metazoa; Arthropoda; Insecta; Phasmatodea; Bacillidae
Product: myoneurin-like
Exons: 4
Coding region: 449-3112 (887 amino acids)
Source: RefSeq, a predicted model, not a curated record